Messenger RNA from Trypanosoma cruzi, 1383 nucleotides. Its product is annotated as DNA/RNA non-specific endonuclease protein-like, putative. Bases 1 to 1383 code for a protein of 460 amino acids. Gene Ontology annotation, biological process: apoptotic DNA fragmentation. Gene Ontology annotation, cellular component: mitochondrial inner membrane; nucleus. Gene Ontology annotation, molecular function: single-stranded DNA endonuclease activity; metal ion binding; nucleic acid binding. The transcript has a single exon. The record is from RefSeq and is a predicted model, not a curated record. Lineage: Eukaryota; Euglenozoa; Kinetoplastea; Trypanosomatida; Trypanosomatidae.
AUGUGGUGGAAUAAUAAUUCUUCAAUAAAUAAAAGGCAAUUGGAGACCGUAUAUACCCCAAAUUGGAUGGUGCUCAGUAUGCCAAUCUGUUUUCUGGUGGGUGCUUCUUAUUUUAUUGGGGUUUUUAGCGGCUUGUGGGUUCGAACCCGCGUAAGACGCGUGAUGGGGGCUGGGCAACGUUGUUUGAAUCAUAGGUUCCACAAUCCAGCGUGGUUGGAACCAAACAAUUUUCGUGGGUCCAGAAUAUCUUUCAAAACUACAAAUGCCAUAAAUGACAUGGCUGUUUUGAAAAGAGAGGACACGCUUCAGUUAAUAUCACGUAGUAACUAUGCACUGUUGUACGACAAAAAUCUAAAAAUGGCUUUGUGGUGUGGCUUCUAUUUGACUUCGGGAAUGGUUAAAGUGGCGCGUCACAAACAUAAAGCACAUGCCUUUUAUACUGACAGGACAUUACCGAGGGAAAUUCAGGUAAAACCAAUGCAACUACAACGGCAUGCAUAUGAUAAAGGGCAUAUGGCCCCACUUGCAUCUGUGGCAACGUGCGUUACUACUAGUUUUGAGGCUUCUUUGGCUUCCAACUUUGUUUUACAACACAAGUCUCUUAACCGAGGUAUAUGGAAAAGAUUAGAACGAAUUUCACGAUGUUAUGUAGAAGGCGAUGGGUUCUCAACUUUGGACGAGCUAUUUGUUGCGAAUCAAUAUGAUGGAAAUUUAAGUCCAUUGAAAAGAAGGAAAGGUUGGGUUUUUUCUAGAUGUCUGGCCGUAUCAACAGGUGUUCUAUUUAGAAAGGAAAAAAAUUCCUUGGAUUGCGUUUUUCAGGGAAACAAAUCAAUUGUUCCUAUUCCAGAUGAAUUGUAUAUGGCCUUAUGGGAUGUACAUUCUCAUCAACAUAUCGCCUUUAUUAUACCCAAUGAUGAAACUGCCGCUGUAAAAUCGGUUAGAACAAAGCAUUUGAAUGAAGGGAAAAAAAGUCGGCAAUUUAUUUCGAUGAGGAAAGCCAAAAUUCAAAAGUUGGCUCCGAUGAUAAAGCGUAUUCAAAAUCCUUUUGAAAAAAUUGAACUUUCUGACAUAAAUCGCUUUCGCGUAACGCUAAAAGAGCUUGAGGAUCGCAUAGCUUUGUCGGAGAGUGUUAUUGCGGAAAAGGUUCUUUCUACAUCUCUUGCUGUGCGCGGAACGGGAACCAUCAAUAAUACAAAGCAUUCGAAGAGACAUGAAUGCAUUCUAGAGUAUCAAACGCUGCCUGUAGAGCUUUUUCCUCUUCAAAAGAGAAGACGUGCUUGUAAGGUAUCUUUUACUCGAGCAUUUUGGGGGGUUUUACCGCGCGAGCAUAAGUCAACUAUCUUUCGCGAGAAAAUUAUUUGUUUACAUAAAUGUAAUGAAUAA